Molecule: messenger RNA, 1749 nt
Organism: Exophiala bonariae
Lineage: Eukaryota; Fungi; Ascomycota; Eurotiomycetes; Chaetothyriales; Herpotrichiellaceae
Exons: 5
Coding region: 1-1749 (582 amino acids)
Biological process (GO): transmembrane transport
Cellular component (GO): plasma membrane
Molecular function (GO): transmembrane transporter activity
Source: RefSeq, a predicted model, not a curated record
AUGGGGACCAGUGAUGGCGAACAGCCGCAUCAUCCCACCGAUACUACUACGAACGAAGAGCACUUAGAAAACCAAAAGUUUACUGGUCCAGGAAACGAGAAGGAAGAUAGAAUUGAUAAUGUGGACCAGGAAGUGGAAAAGAAACCUGCCGAGCCCUUCCAGCGAGACUGGCGCUUCUGGACAAUCAUCUCGACGUUGACAGUCAUUGGAAUCUUGUCCUCACUGGAGAACACAGUGGUUGUCACCUCUCUGCCUGUCAUACUUGAUGACCUUGCCAUUGGAGAGAACUACAUCUGGAUCACCAAUGUGUUCUUCUUGACUGGUGCUGCGGUUCAGCCUUUGUUUGGCCAGCUUGCCAACAUUUUUGGCAGGCGUAAGAUUACGCUCAUUAUCGUUGCCCUUUUUACCCUGGGAAGCGGUAUCUGCGGUGGCGCAGAGUCUGGCGCGAUGCUUAUUGGUGGCAGGGCUGUGCAAGGCAUGGGCGCAGGAGGCAUCAAUAUGAUUAUUGAUGUGAUCAUCUCCGACCUCGUUCCUCUGAAGGAAAGGGGCAACUACAUAGCUAUAGUCCUGACUGUUUACUUCAUUGGCUUGGCAGUCGGGCCAUAUGUUGGAGGCCGAAUCGUGGAUACCACCACUUGGAGAUGGGUUUUCUAUCUAAAUCUCCCUGUGGGCGGCGUGGCCAUGGUGUUGAUUUUUGUAUUCCUCAAUGUCAAGUACAAUAAAGAGAUGACAUUCGUCGAGAAGAUCAAACGCAUUGACUAUGUGGGCAACAUCAUCCUGAUCGGAUCUACAGUGUCAAUCCUCUAUGCCCUGACAUAUGCGGGGACGAGAUACCCGUGGAGUCACUGGAGCAUUCUGCUAUCUCUCAUCUUGGGGCUCGCAGGGCUCAUACUAUUCAUGGUAUUUGAGGCUCUCUCCUGGGUCAAGGAACCUGUCGUACCUCCUCGCCUUUUCGGUAACAGGACAUCAUUGACCAUCUUUAUUGUUACCUUCCUGAAUGCUGCACUUUUGUACUGGCUAUUCUUCUUCCUACCGGUUUACUUCCAAGCAGUUUUAUUAUCCAGUCCUUCGAGGGCUGGUGUUCAAUUCCUGCCAAUGAUCGUCAUCGCUCUCCCAGCAGCGAUUGUGGCUGUUCUCCUUCUGAGCAAAUUUGGAAAAUAUAAACCACUUCACCUCUUUGGCUUCGGUGUCUGUACCCUUGGGUUGGGUUUGAUGACCAUGCAAGAUCAAUAUACACCAACUGCAGAAUGGGUCGUUUUUCAAAUGAUUGCCGCUGGUGGCUCGGGAUUUGUUCUCAACACUCUUCUCCCGGCAUGCCAAGCAGGUCUUCAAGAAAGCGACCAGGCGGCAGCGACAGCAACCUGGUCAUUCAUCCGUUCGUUCGGAAGUAUCUGGGGGGUGGCAAUCCCCGCCGCAAUCUUCAACAAUCGUUUCGACCAAUUAUCUCAUAUGAUAGAUGACCCGUCAGUUCGUCAAAUGCUGUCGGCUGGUCAUGCCUACCAGUAUGCUUCGAAGCAAUUCAUCCAGUCAUUUGGGAAAGAGACCGAAGAUCAAUUGGUCGAAGUGUACUCGAGAGCUUUAAAGCUGGUCUGGCAACUCGCUGUCGCCCUCUCGGCGGUUAGCUUUCUUCUGGUGUUUUUGGAAAAGCAGAUCAAACUAAGGACGGAACUUGACACCGAGUAUGGUUUGGAAGAUGUCAAGGAGAAGAAGGGAGUGGAAGAUACAGAAAGGAAUUUAGAGGGGAAUUGA